Ostreobium quekettii is the source of this 895-nucleotide messenger RNA. The record is from the annotation of a GenBank genome assembly. NCBI's taxonomy places the organism in Eukaryota, Viridiplantae, Chlorophyta, Ulvophyceae, Bryopsidales, Ostreobiaceae.
ACCCAGCAGUGUCAGCCGCCCGCCCUCUCGACGCUCGAUGGCACCGCUGGCCGUCGGCGCCGGGUCGGCUCCUCGAGCCGCUCAGUUCCGGCCCUGCAUCGACAUCCACAAGGGCAAGGUGAAGCAGAUUGUUGGGUCCACGUUGAGAGAUCUGGAUGUGGAGAGGAGGAAAUCUGGGGAGAAUUUAGUCACAAAUUUUGUGUCCGAGAAUCCGCCAUCUUGGUUUUCGGAUCUUUAUCACCAGGAUGGCCUCACAGGUGGUCACGUCAUCAUGCUUGGGCCUGAUGAGGAGAAUAGGUCGGCUGCCUGCUCUGCUCUAUCUGCGUGGCCCGGCGGCCUGCAGGUUGGAGGCGGCAUCACCACAGAGUUGGCCCCAGCAUUCCUGGAUGCGGGUGCCUCACACGUCAUUGUGACGUCAUACGUCUUUCGAGAUGGAAGGUUAGACAAACAGCGGCUGCGACAACUGGUUGACUGCGUGGGCCGUGAGCGUAUUGUGCUAGAUUUGAGCUGUCGCUUUCGGGAUGGCAACUAUUGGGUGGUCACGGACAGGUGGCAGCGGUUCAGCGAGCUCGCAGUGACAGGGGACGUGCUGGAGGACCUGUCUGCCAGCUGCUCCGAGUUUUUGGUCCACGGUGUGGAUGUGGAAGGCAAGCAAUGCGGUGUGGAUGAGCAGCUUGUGGGCCUGCUGGCGGAAUGUUGCCCUCUGCCGGUCACCUAUGCGGGAGGCGUCAGAGACAUGGACGAUCUUGACCUAGUCAAGCACGCUGGGCGAGGGCGUGUAGAUGUGACAGUUGGCAGCGCUCUCGACAUUUUUGGCGGAUCACUUAGGUAUGCGGACGUGGUGAGGUGGCACAAUGAGAGCCAAAGGGAGGCUGCUGUGCCGCAGCAAUCUUGA